AACAAAAAAUGUUUCUUCACAGUGAAAAUGGAAAAAUCUGCACAGUCGGGGGGCAAAUCUAAAGACCCAACAACAUCUAAAAGUGAAAAGGGAGAGUUCAGCACCCCGACAAAGAAGAAAACAAAGAACCGAAGUGGUCAAGAGAAGAAGAAGGUGGCAGCUAAGAGUAAAGCAGAGGCAAGUAAAGAGUUGAAAUCCUUGGUUGAGGACGCUCACGUCGCCCUCUAUGACCUGCGGAGCCGCAACGCAGAGCAGGCUUUCAGCCAGGCUCUGGACCUGCUGGAGACUGUAACACCCAAGGAGCUCGGUCUUUCCACAUUGGAUGUGCUUCUGUUAUUGUUUGGACAAGUUUCAGCUUUGACAGAAAUUGGACAGCCAGAGGAACUCGCAGAAACGGAGAAACUUCUUGAAAAGAUGAACGGCUACGAGGAGCGGAUGUUUCAGUGUCUGGUUUGUUACGCUGCUGGUCGAGUAUUUCUCAGACAAAACAGGUUUGUGGUCGCUCUGCAGCAGUUUUCAGAUUCUUUACAAAUGGUGAAAAAUCAAAUAAUGCCAGGUAAACUCACCUGGCCUUUAACUAAAGAGAUCGUCAAAGAAACACAACCUGAAUACUUUAAGGAAAUUUUGGAGCAUUCUAUAGAGUUGUGUAAAUUUCCUCCUCCUCCUGAUGCCGUUUGUCGUCUUGAAAAAUGUCUUUGCCCUUUGAAACCUGAAAUCUACCUAACCGACCCAGAUUUUAAGGGUUACGUUCAGAUGUGUUGCUGUCAGAGCUGCAGGGUGGAGUUUCACAUCAACUGCUGGAAGAGUCUGAAGACCACACGUUUCUUAGAGAAGAGUGAAAAGGACAUCCUUCAUGAAAAAUGUUUGACUCCCGACUGCAUCGGUAAAAUCUGUAGUAUCAAAAUCUUUUGUCCAACGGGUUUGGUGAAAUGUAAGUUUGAAGCUGCCAUCAGUAAACCGCAAACAGCAAAAAAACCAAAAGUGACUCAGAAAUGUUCAAGUCUAAAUAAAUUAAAAUCAAAAGAGGAGCAGAAGUUGAAAAAGAAACAGUAUAAUAAGCCGUUAUUUCAAGAUAUACAGACCAUCGACGUGGAGAUUCUGCAGCAGAGCGAUGACUCUGGAUCACACAGUCAACAAAAAGCCUGGUUGGUGUACAGAGAUCCGGUUCUCCUGCAGAUCAACCAGAACAUGGACCUCCUGAAGGAGGAGAAGGGUCUCCACAUUUCUGUGCUYGUCGGCGGUCUGAAGCCCUGGUUGGAGCUGGACUUGUUGAGGCGGAACCAGAUCGCCGAGAGGCUGCUGAACUGGCAGCWGGAGCCACUGGAGGCUUUGGGUCAGGCUGUGGAGCUGCUGCUGGAAAGGAAGAACCGGGUUUGGGCUCGUGUUUUUAUCCAACAGCUCAGCAGCUGUGUGGAUAUUAACCCCAAACUGAGCAGCUGGGCCUCUCAGCUGAACGACACAGGUCUGAACGCCGCCCGGACCUUCAUCAAUCAGCACGCCGAACACCUGGAGCAGCAGGACCUGACUCUUCUGCUCCACUUUGAACCWCUGAAGGAGAUGAUUUUAGAAAAGCUCAGCGCCAUACCAGAAUUUUUUUCAAGCACUGGCUUGACUGUGACUGAAUACCUAAAGCAGGCUCCGACUCAGGACAUGAGGCUGUUUAUCUGGACUCUGGAGGAGUAUAGGGACAACUAUGUGUCUUGUCACGCCAUACUGGAUGAAUAUUUUGAUAUGAUGGAUGGACAUUGCUCGGUCUUAAAAAAGUCUGAUGAAAAUGAAAAUAAUUCUUUGAGGACUAAAAGUAGAGGCCGAAAAAGCAGGAAGCAGAAAGAGCAGAAGGAUGUAAUUGUUUUGUCUGGGAUGAGAGGAUUAUCGGCGAGAGAGGAGUGGGACCAAGGCAUUUUUGAAGAUGACUCUUUAUCGUUCCUUCACCCCGACCCGUUCAGCGUACCCAGUCACCUUCAGGAACAAGUGGCAGACUUUGAGAACCAGUACAGCUACACCAGAACUAGAACUCCCUUUAUGAACAUUUUGGACAACAACCCGGAUCCGACAGAAGAAAGUUUGUUUGAGAAAGACUGAACUCCAUCAGAGCCAGCAUGGGGGGGCGAUCCAGUCCAGCUAAGACCACCAGUGCAGCUCAGCUCUCCAGCCCACCCUUUGCCACCCAGUACCCGGUGUGGCAGUCAGUCGCACCCAAGAGGACUAAAAACCCACUGAACGUGGAGGACCCGUGUAUCAUCUGCCAUGAAGACAUGAGUCCAGAAGACACCUGCGUCCUCGAGUGUCGACACAGCUUCCAUGAAGAGUGCAUCAGGUCCUGGCUGAAGGAGCAGAGCACCUGUCCCACCUGCAGGAACUACGCCCUGCUGCCCGAGGACUUCCCCGCUCUGCUGGGCCGCAGACGCCAGGCCCCCUGAGGCUCCACUGCCAAAUUAAUCCUUUUUAUUUUUCUAUUUUAAAUUUUAACUUUUUGUUUUUUUUCUUUAAAACAUGCAGAGGCCUUCAGUUUGA
Molecule: messenger RNA, 2514 nt
Organism: Austrofundulus limnaeus
Lineage: Eukaryota; Metazoa; Chordata; Actinopteri; Cyprinodontiformes; Rivulidae
Gene: ttc3
Product: tetratricopeptide repeat domain 3
Source: RefSeq, a predicted model, not a curated record